UACUGUGGUGUUGUAUUCAGGCGCGGUUGGUUGGGCACUAGCCGCGUCAGCGUGGCCUGGCGCAGGUAGGCGUGGAGAGCCGCGCGCCUAGACUCGAAAUCCGGAACGGCCGCUUGAUGGGAAGAAACUACGGCAUGAGGACAGAAGUUUUCAAACUAAGCAGAUAGUGACAUCUUCUCGUCAGAAAGUAACAGCGCCAGUUUGACAACAAGGAGGCUGCUCACUGUUUGAGGGUGUGUUCCCACAUCUUUUCAACUGGUCUCAACCUUGUCAUCCAAUGCCAUAUGGUAGAUUUCAUGACAACUGAAGACCCCUGAGUCUCAUCUUCUAUGGAGCCUGACCAGGAGAUUACUGUGUGGCUAACCAGUCUGCACCUGCCCCAAUAUGCCUCCAGCUUUGCCCAGGCUGGCUACUGUUGCCUUAAGGACCUCAGGAGCCUAACUGAGGAGAAGCUUCUCAAAGUGGACCAUAUUCCCACAGGUCACCGACGGAGGAUCUUAAGCAGCCUGGAGACCCUGAUGGUGGAAGUGGAUGGAAGUUCUAUGAAAGUACCAGUGAGGAGAAAGCCGAUCCCAAGGCCUAGACAAGUGUUUCCCAAGGAUAAGCAGAGAGGAACAUCAUCUCAGCAUCCUCAGGGCAGUAAGAUCCAGACGACAAGCCAAACUGUUCCUGCAAGGACUAUUGCUGACUCAGAGAGAGUUUCCUCCAGCUCUAGCUCCACCUCUGAGCAUGGCAGCAGUGAAUCACUGGAGAACUUUUCAGAAGAACCUAUUCCAGAUGAGAAUGAUGACUUUCCCACAGAAUUAGCUUCUGUAGGGUUUCAAGGAGAAAUGGUUGAAAAUGAAAUAUAUGAGAAGUGCUCCUUUGUUAAUGAAUCCUCCAGGCCGAGGUCCUCCCGCUCCUAUAAGCUACGACACAGACCUGUACCAGAGAUCCCUGAACAUCCCUUCAAACCUCCUUAUGACUGGAAUGAGGCAGCACACAACACUGACCAUCUCACAAGGUCUGAGGGACCCGUCUGCCCCACAAGCAGUCAAGAAGCAUCUCAUCCAAGGACCUUGUCCCCCAUUGCCCCAUAUGGAGAGCUUUUUCUGUACAAUUCAACAGAAAAUGAAACGGAUUUGGGCAAAGAUGUAAUGUCCAAUCAAGGAGUAAAAGAGAACCUGGAAGAGCAGAUGUUGAGAAACAAGCUGACUCAAACCAAAGAAAAAUCACACAAUAACAAGCAAGCCCUUUCCAAGCAACAUGUUGAUGAUGAUGAUGAUUACUCCAUUGUCCAAGCGUCUUCUAAUCAUCCUACACCUCCUGCUCUACCAUCAGCUGUGGCCCAGCCACAAACAGAUGUGAAUGACAUAUACAGUAUGGCACUGGAUGACCUACCCCCUCAAAUAGAAGUUUCCAUUUCUCCCUACGCCUGCUUCUAUGGGAUCCGUCACUCUGCCGCCAAAGCAGGCUGGCUGGACAAACUCUCCCCUCAAGGGAAUCGCGUCUUUCAGAGAAGAUGGGUGAAGCUUGAAGGAGGAAAUCUCACUUACUACAACAGCGAUAAGGAGAUGUACUCGAAAGGCCUGAUACCUAUUUCAGCAGUUAAACAAGUUCGUGCUCUGGGUGAAAAUAAGUUUGAGGUGGUCACCUCUGUAAGAACCUUUGUGUUUCGGGCAGAGAAAGAAGGAGAACGUCAGGAUUGGCUAGAGGUUCUCCAGACUGCAGUGAGCUCCCAGUCCUCUAUUUCCCAUCAGCCUCGCAAAAAUAACACAAACAAGAGUGGCUAUGUCGAGCUGCGUGGCCUCAAAGGAAGAGUCUACCUCAGCCUCAUGGGAACCAGCUUCAGAAUCUGUAAAACAGACCAGGAUUUUAAUGCAGGGCUGGCCAUCACUGCGGUGGACCUGACGGCUGCGUGUGUGAAACAGAUUGAGAGGAAAGGAUUUGAGAUCACUACACCUUUCAAAUCCUUCUGUUUCACAGUGGAGUCGGAGCGUGAGCGAGAGGAAUGGACAGAGGCAGUUCAGGAGUCCAUCGUAGAAACAUUGUGCAAUUACGAAGUGCUGGAGAAGGUUUGGUUCAACAAGUCCAACAGGAAGUGUGCCGAUUGUCAGGCCCCUGAGCCGGAAUGGGCCUCCAUCAACCUGUGUGUGGUCGUCUGCAAGAAUUGUGCUGGUCAGCAUCGAUCCCUGGGUCCUGGUAUCUCGAAAGUCCGCAGUAUGAAGCUAGACAGCAGCAUAUGGACCAACGAGCUCAUUGAGCUGUUUUUAGAGGUUGGGAAUAAAAAUUCCAACAGCUUCUGGGCAGCAAAUAUCCCCCCAGAGGAUGAGCUUUGCAAACAGUCAUCAACGGAGCAGCGUGCAUCCUUUAUUCGCAGGAAGUACAAAAAGAGGAAGUACAAGAAAGUUCUUGAAGGUCUAAACACUCAGGAGGAACUCAACAAGGCCCUGUGUGCUGCAGUGGUUCACCCUGACGUCCUGCAGACCAUGGCCCUUGUUUUCAGUGGGGCAGAUGUGAUGUGUGCGACGGGCGACCCUGAGAACUCAACAGCAUAUCUACUGGCUCAGAAAGCAGGCCAGAGGCUACAGAUGGAGUUCCUCUACCACAACAAGCUCUCAGAUUUUCCUAAGCUGGAAGGAGUAUUUGACAGCAGUUUUCCAACUGAUGUUCCUUCUUUUAUGGAUGGAUUUCUGUACUGCUCUAUGAAUGCCGGCAAGGCCACUCUGGAUAGAAAAGGAAGACCUGACAUGGUCCGUCGUUGGUGUACGUUGGAAGGUGGAUUUCUUAGUUACUAUGACAACGAGAAGAUCGCCACUCCCAUAGGCCGGGUUGACAUCAGCGACGUAGUGAGCCUGGCCAUCAACAACACUGAGAACAUCACUGAAACAGGGCCAGUGUUCACCUUUGAGUUGUACCUGCGCUCUCAGAGAGUGCUGGUGUUCGGAGCAGAGACCUCAGACGCACACCAAGAUUGGACGCAUGCCAUCGCCAAGUGUUUUGUCCCUGCAAGGGCAGAAGCUCUGCUGAGGCAGGACAGUGAGCUUAUUGGCCGACUGCACUAUAAAGAGGGUCAUGACCUUUAUCAUUGGCGAAUGGGAUGGUUUGCUCUGGUGGGCUCAGAACUCUACUUCUGUUCUGGAGAUGAAGAUGAAGAGGAGGGAGUUCUUCAACUUAAACGCCUACAGGAGCUUACUGUGUCCACUCAUAUGGAGGGUGACGAGAAGAUUCAGGUCUUACUUAUGGUUGAGCGUGGAAGAACUGUGUACGUACAUGGCAUAACCAAGCAGGACUUUGCACUGUGGCACUCUUCCAUUCAGUUGGCUGCUGGGACGGACGGUAUGGCUCUCGGCAACCAGCAAAUGAAUAAAAAUGAUGUUCCUAUCAUCGUGGAUAGCUGCAUUGCUUUUGUCACCCAAUAUGGUUUGUGUUAUGAGGGAAUCUACCAGAAGAACGGUGACCCGGGGUGUGUGGCCCAGCUCCUGCAGGAGUUUACUAAGGAUGCUCGGGUUGUUAAGCUACGAGCUCAAGACCACCGGCUAGAGGAUGUCACAGACACACUCAAGAGCUUCCUGUCUCACAGUGAAGAUGCUCUAUUGGCUAAAGAGCUGUACCCUUUUUGGAUCUCUGCCCUUGAUGAACAGGAUGAGAAGAUCAGAGUGCAGAAAUAUUCAUCCUACAUUCAGAGUUUACCCAAAGUCAACAGGUCAACUCUUGGUGCCUUGCUGCAGCAUUUGUACAGGAUCCAAAGGUGCUCUCACAUCAACCAGAUGAGCACACCAAAGCUGGCAUGUGUUUUCUCCUCAUGCCUGUUUCAAACGGAGGGACACACGGCUCAGGAGACCCACGUGGUGGAGGACCUCAUCAACAAUUACAUCCAGCUCUUCUCGGUCAAUGAAGAGCAGGUUAGGCAAAUGGAGAAAGAAAACAGCUUUAUCACCAGGUGGAAGGACACCACACAGUUCUCUCCUGCUGGUGACCUGAUAUUUGAAGUCUACUUGGAAAAAAAGGAGCCAGAGAAGUGUUGUUUAAUCAAGGUGUCUCCCAGCAUGAGGUCAGAUGAGCUUGCCGUCUGCACUCUGGAGAUGAAGGGGGUGGAGGUCAAAGCACAAGAUCUUUGGACCACUUUUGAGGUCAUUGAGAAUGGAGAGAUGGAGCGGCCCUUACACUACAAAGAGAAGAUUCUGGAGCAGGUAUUGGAGUGGAGCUCUCUGGAGGAUCCCAGCUCAGCCUUCCUGCUCAUUAAGAAAUAUUCUGGUUCUAAAAUGACAGAUUCCAACUCAGAUAAACUGAAAGAUUUCAUCAAAGGAGAGCAACUCAAAUUUAAAGAUGGUUCUUCCAAACUGCUAUUGGGCAAUAAGUUUCAGGACCGAUACCUGGUACUACAAGACAAAAAACUGCUGUUAUACAAGGACAUAAAAAGUACCAAGCCAGAAAGAGAGGCUUCAAUAAAGUCUGUUAAAUGUUACUUAGGGCUACGAAGGAAGUUGAAACCAACAAGCAGUUGGGGAUUUACUGUUUAUACUGAAAAGCAGCAGUGGUAUUUCUGCUGUAAAGGGAAUGAUUCUCAGCAGGACUGGGUCACCUCCAUUAUCAGAGUGAAGCAUGAAGGUGACUUAUGGCCUAAAGACCUAAAGCAGAGUGCGUCGUUACCUUAUAACCUGAGCAGAAGGAGAACAUCCACUUACAGCCCUACACAGACCAGAGCAUCCAAACACCACAGAGAGGUUAAAGGGAAGUCGGUCCUCACUACAAGUAUAGAAGGUUCAAAUACACAAAAUCAAAUGACCACAGAUGAGGGCAACCAAUCAGAUUCGAUGAAUAAAUUGGUGAGCGGUGAGGAAACUCCAUGUCUCUCCAGGCCUGAAAUGGUGAUUGAUAACACACUCCAGUCUCAGCGAAGAACAUCACUUCAACAAGACCCCAGCGCUCUCACCCAGCUAUCACAGAGGAAAGCCGUGUUGCCCAGCAGAGGUGUGCAGUUGCCUCAAAACCUCAUUAAUGAACUAAGUACUGUUCUCAACAAAACAGGACGUUCUUUGAACAAAGACAAUUAAAAGAGACAGAAAGACAGGUGUCUUGUCCAUUGCACUUCCAUUGUGCAUGAGAAAAAUAAAAACAGACUAAUCCAAGCACAGAUGCCUCUCAGUAAGGAAGUUGGACUUUUUGGAUCAAGUAUUUAACAUAGAGGGACAGGGAGAGUAAUUAUAGUAAAUAUUUGAAGAAACUGGUGAGUGAAAAAUUGGAUGCAAUGACCUUUUUUGUGCAUAACUACAACUGCUCUCCACAUGUCACAUUAAGUCAUAUUCCUUUAAUUUAGAACAAUGUCUAGAGUCCUUUGCAUGGUAACAUGCAUUUCCUUCUUCAUUCUCAUAUCUGUUUUUUUUCUAGCUGAGGUUGAAAAAGACACUACUAGACAAUGAUACUCCAGUAUUAUCUAAAAUCUCCAUCGCUAUGUCCGAAAUCGUAUACUUCCCUACUAUAUAGUAUGCAAAAAACAGUAUGCCAACAGAAUAGUAUGUCUGACUACAUAGUAUUGGAAAAACAGUAAGUGAAAAGUUCCUGGAUGACCUACUACUUCCACAGAAACUCUGAACUAUGCAUUCGAUGGACACUUUACAAUCCCAUGAGGCCAUGGGAGAAGAUUUAUGAAUGGCAGUGAAGCAACGCAACCGACACUGGUAAAUCACGUGACAGUAACAACAUGGUGGAUGUAUUACAUCUGAAUUUCAUUGAAACUAGCUAUAUUUAUACUAUAUUGAACAUACUUUUUUUAACAAAGUAAGUUCAAAUUUAAAGGGAUAGUUCACCCAAAAAUGAAAAUUUGAUGUUUAUCUGCUUA
Messenger RNA from Megalobrama amblycephala (Wuchang bream), 5821 nucleotides. RefSeq names its product ArfGAP with RhoGAP domain, ankyrin repeat and PH domain 2 (gene arap2). Lineage: Eukaryota; Metazoa; Chordata; Actinopteri; Cypriniformes; Xenocyprididae. The record is from RefSeq and is a predicted model, not a curated record. Gene Ontology annotation, molecular function: protein binding; GTPase activator activity. The coding region runs from base 330 to 5036 and encodes 1568 amino acids. Gene Ontology annotation, biological process: signal transduction. The transcript has 33 exons.